AUGGACUCAUCUGGAACUCCCCUUGUCCAAAUUCGAUCGCAACUCGCGAUGGACUCCGACUCCGACUCGGACACCACCGUCACCCCCAACAAAGAGCCAUUUCCUGACUUCGACGCCGAAACAUGCGGCCCAAACCGUAACAGAUACGAAGCGGAAUGGGCCCGCGCCUUCCGACAGGCUGUCCAAGAGGACAUUCGCACUCGCUACAUCGAGCCCUACAUCAUCCCCCAUAACCUCGGCGAGCCAUUUACUCGUAGCAACAUGCUCCUCGAGGACAUCAAGGACCUCCUUGCUGACCCACACAUGCGCCAGACCACCCGCAAUCAAUUUCUCACUAUGGUCAACCACACGCUUCAUUUGCACCAGGUCAUCUUCCACCACAGUGACCAGUUCCUUGACACGAAAGAGAUUACUGAGGCCAGGUAUCUUGUGGAUAUUGUUCUCAGCUACAUGGGCUGGAUAGAUGGCAAGUUACGUGAUCAGGUCUCCGCUGCUGAGCAGGUUUCCGUCGUACUUGAACAAUUGUCCAAGGAGAAGACGACCGUCAUUGAACGAUACAGUCGCAUGGCUACUGUGGUUUCUGCUCACCUGAAGAAGCCCCGUCCCCUGGAACGCCGUCUACUCACUGUCUUCCUUGACUUUUAUGAAACAUGGGUCCACACUACCUUCCUACGUCUGCGCAACCACCAGAUUCUCGUGGAAGACAUUCCCGUUCUCGCUCGAAUUGACUUGUCGCGUCGAAUCAUUGCCGUCUGGGACGUGCUUAGUCGCUGCAUUGAGAAUUAUUCCCUUUACACCUGGGCCACUCGCACCAUUCGGACCAAGUACUUCGCACCAGCCAUAGAUCUGAUGUCCGAGACCCCGGAUAUCUGGCAGAAAUCCUGGAACAAGCGCUCGACUGUUGAAAGCCGUCGGUCUACCCAUCCUGGACUGUUUGAAGAAUUUUUGAGCGAUCAGCCCGUGGAGACAACUCAGCAACCGGAUAGUCUGGAGGGCCAGCACUCGACCAGAAUUCAAUCGACUUCAGUUGCAGAGCUAGAGGUUGCUGGAGCUUGA
Messenger RNA from Penicillium antarcticum, 1056 nucleotides. RefSeq lists its product as uncharacterized. The record is from RefSeq and is a predicted model, not a curated record. Bases 1 to 1056 code for a protein of 351 amino acids. The transcript has 2 exons. NCBI's taxonomy places the organism in Eukaryota, Fungi, Ascomycota, Eurotiomycetes, Eurotiales, Aspergillaceae.